GGGGGGGGGGGGAAGGCCAUACCUUCAGCAGUUCAGCGCCACGGCCGUGGGCUUGAAGUGGCCCACUUCCCGUCUAGACUCUGCUGUGUGGCACCGUUUUCGGGCAUUACGGUUUUUGUUGUCACGCGUUCCGGCGGUUGUUUCUCGGCCGGGGUGGCGCCAAAUUUUCGCUGUAGAUGCUCUUUUGCUGCGGGGAAGGGGUGUUUCGCCGUGUGCCCUCUGAACCUGCCAGGGCUUGGGUCAUUUCGUUUUCUGUUAUGGAGGGAAAAAACUUCGGGAAAACGCCUGCGAAGAAUUGCACGACCGCUGGAUAAGAACGCCGAUGGCCCUAAUAAGGCGGACGUUCCUUUAAAGCGCAUUUAG
Trypanosoma grayi is the source of this 363-nucleotide messenger RNA. RefSeq lists its product as hypothetical. Lineage: Eukaryota; Euglenozoa; Kinetoplastea; Trypanosomatida; Trypanosomatidae. The record is from RefSeq and is a predicted model, not a curated record. The transcript has a single exon. The annotation marks the transcript as partial.